Molecule: messenger RNA, 913 nt
Organism: Caenorhabditis elegans
Lineage: Eukaryota; Metazoa; Nematoda; Chromadorea; Rhabditida; Rhabditidae
Gene: F38B7.2
Product: CX domain-containing protein
Source: RefSeq, marked reviewed
GGGUGGAAAGUAUCACUUGAUAUAGUCAUUUGGAUUAUAUCGUAAAUCUAUUUACAUGCAUUAUACUCCCGGUUUUGUUCUAUUGAUGCUACCACUUGGUAUUCUUGGAAUUGUUAGAGAAAGACCACGAACAGUCACGUAUCAUGCAGACAUCUCCACAAAUUUCUACCCUCGAUUUGUCAAAACCGUCUUCGCAGAGGAAUCACAUAACUUUGAUGUGAUAGAAAAUAAGACUGGCAAAUUUUAUUUCAUUCAUCCCGAUACGCCAAUCGAAUUCGAAAAAUAUAAAUAUUACUGGAAUGAGUCACACGCUGAUUUGAAAGGAGUGAAAAAUCUUUGCGAAUAUCGUAUAAAUUGGAUGAUUGAUUCAAAAGAAAUGUAUGAGACAUUUUCCCCUGAAAAUACACAAAUGAAAUCAUUAUUUUAUCGUUGCCAUUUUGCGCAAACGUGCAUGGGAUUGGAAUGCAAAAUUGACAGCCGACUUUUUGUACCACCAAUAUUUCUUCUAAUUUUCAUUUCAAUCUUUUGGUGUUUCAAGAGAAUGUUACGAAGAGAUAUGAAACGUGUUGAGCGUCAGACAUCAUUCCACAUAAUGGACCCAACAAAUCCAGCACAUCGAUCUCCACCACCACCAUACAAUGCACAAAACUCUGCUAUACCGCCGCCAUACCAUAAUGCUCGACAUGGAAGAGUAUCUCGAUCAAAUUCUCAUUCUCGGUCAAGAUCAAAUUCACGUUCUUAAUCAGUGCUUCAAGUAUUUACCAGUUUAAAGACGUGCUUCUGUACAACACGUGCACGAGGUCAAAUACUUUCCAUAGAGCAUGUUUUAAACAAAAUAACGUUUUUGUGCUAACGGGUUGUUUUAUAAUCAGGAUUUGUUUAGUUUAGUUUAAAAAUAAAUAAUUGAAUUUGG